AUGUCGGCCGCUGAUCAAUACUCCAUCAUCAAGACUAAGGGGAUCCAGCAUCCCCAGCCAGUCAGGCCUGCUCGAUAUCGUCGGGGAAAGAUGCCCGAGUUUGCCGUCCACGAGAUGGAGGAUCAGGAGGAGGCUGAGCAGCGAGACAGGCAAGAGCGGAAGUUGGCAGCUGAGCGUGCGAAGCAUCAGGCGGCUGUGGUGACGACAGGUGGCGAUGAUGAGGAUGAUGAAGACUCUGAUAACGAGGGUAAUCGAGCGGCCCUUAUCGCCAGAUCGAGGCAUGCUGUUGAGGAGAGAGUGAAGGAAGAGGAGGAAGCUGCAGCUGCAGCGAAACGCGAUGGGGCAACUUCGGAAGAUGAUGAGGACGUGGAGCUAGAGGAAGAGGAAGAAGAGGAGGAAUCAAGCGAGAGUGAAUCGAGCAGUGAUAGUGACGAAGACGAGGGGCCUCUGCUCGCCGGGCCACGGUUCAAGCCAGUAUUCGUACGGAAAGGAGAGCGGCACAAUACGGCGAAGGUUGGUAAUCAGAUGCAGUAUUUGGAGAAAUACAACGAAACUGCCGAAGAUGCUGAGAGGAAGAAGCACGAGAAGGAGGAUGCUAUCGUGGCCGCUAUCUCAGGUAAUCUUGGUGAUGUGUAUUAUUGUGAUGCACUGGAUGAUGGUUAUUACUACUGUGAAGAGGCAAGAUGA
Messenger RNA from Perkinsus marinus ATCC 50983, 687 nucleotides. RefSeq lists its product as hypothetical. Bases 1 to 687 code for a protein of 228 amino acids. Gene Ontology annotation, biological process: mRNA splicing, via spliceosome. The transcript is spliced from 8 exons. Gene Ontology annotation, molecular function: RNA binding. Gene Ontology annotation, cellular component: U2-type spliceosomal complex. The record is from RefSeq and is a predicted model, not a curated record. Lineage: Eukaryota; Perkinsozoa; Perkinsida; Perkinsidae.